This is a messenger RNA of Cajanus cajan (pigeon pea), 734 nucleotides long. RefSeq lists its product as uncharacterized. Lineage: Eukaryota; Viridiplantae; Streptophyta; Magnoliopsida; Fabales; Fabaceae. The record is from RefSeq and is a predicted model, not a curated record.
AUUAAUCAUGAUUAUUAAUAUUUAUGUGAAAGAUAAAAUGUGAGGAUAUAGUUGGGGUGAGAGAUGAUAAAUGGAAGUCCCACAAUAAGCGUGGGUCCCAGAAGGUAAGAAAAAAAAGAAAAGAAAAGGAAGGAAGAAUAGAAUGGGAAGCGAAUUGAGGAUGAAGAGGGAAGAGGCGGAGAUCUACCGGGGAGAGGCAGAGUGCAAGCAAAAGUCAAGGGUCCUGAUGGACGAGAUUCUGCUGCCGCGAGGGCUGCUACCGUUGGAAAACAUAAUCGAGAUGGGUUACAACCGCACGACGGGCUUCGUCUGGCUAAAGCAGAAGCGCAAGAAGGAGCACCGCUUCCACGCCAUCGGACGCACCGUUUCCUACGCACCGGAGGUCACCGCAUUCGUGGAGGAGCACCGCAUGCGAAGGGUCACCGGCGUCAAGACCAAAGAGUUUUUCAUUUGGGCCACCAUCUCCGAGAUCUUCGUCGACGACCCUUCUUCCGGGAACAUAUCCUUCGCUAACCCCGCUGGGAUUACAAGGUCUUUUCCUCUCUCCGCUUUCUCUCUCCAAGACCAACAACAAUAACAUCAUCCAGGAUGCUUCGUUUUUUCACCACCAUGCUUCAUUCAGAUAUCUCUAUGACUAUAACCAAAAUCAUGAGAUCAACAUCAAUCACUUGAAGAAUUCAAGUAUAGUUUUUUUUUUCUUCAUAUAUUAAAAUAAAGUAUAAAUUAAGGGAUAA